CGCGGACUGAUGAUCCAGCUGCUGUGCGCGCGCGCGUGUGUGUAUGUGUGUGUAAAUAGAAAUAUAUAUAUAUAUAUAUAUAUAAGUGUGCGUGUGAGAGUGUGUGUGCGCGCUGACAUGGAAACAACUGUGGUUCCCUGUUGAAACCGGACACAUUCCGGUGUUUCACGGCGGCGGCACCGGGUGGUGGGAGGAGGGGGGGGGAACCGCGCAACGGAGCGACCGAAGAAAACUUCUCCCACCGCCGCCGCACUCAUGUGAUCGGAGCCAUGUCCAGGAGCCUGAAGCGGAGGAAGAACCACUGGACCGGCAAAGUCCACGAGAGCGUCCUCCGCAGGGACGAGCAGGGCCGGCCGGGGCUGGAGCUGCAGGGCGGCGCGGAGCAUGGACUCUUCCCCGUCGUCGGCGAGCUCCCCGCGGGCGGCGCGGCGUGCCACAGCGGCAGGCUGCUCCAGGACGAGCUGCUGCUGGAAGUCAACGACACCCCGGUGGCCGGGCUCACCACCCGGGACGUGCACGCCGUGGUCAAACACAGCAAGGACCCGGUGCGACUCAAGUGCGUCAAACAAGGGGGCGUGAUAGACAAGGACCUGCGCCACUACCUCAACCUGCGCUUCCAGAAAGGCUCUGUGGACCACGAGCUGCAGCAGAUCAUCCGGGACAACCUCUACCUCCGCACCGUCCCCUGCACAACCAGGCAGCCCAAGGAAGGAGAGGUCCCGGGGGUGGAUUAUAAUUUUGUGACCAUUGACCGGUUUAUGGAACUGGAGAAAAGCGGAGCCCUGCUAGAGAGCGGAACGUAUGAAGAUAACUUUUACGGUACCCCGAAGCCUCCGGCCGAGCCCAGCGCUCUGCUGCUCAAUGUAACGGACCAGCUGCUGCCGGGCGCCAGACCCAGCUCCGAGGGCAAGAGGAAGCGGAACAAGUCGGUCAGCAACAUGGAGAAAGCCAGCAUCGAGCCCCCCGAGGAGGAAGAGGAGGAGAGGCCAGUUGUCAACGGCAACGGCAUCGCUGUCACCCCAGAGUCCAGCGAGCAUGAGGACAAGAGCACAGACGCCUCAGGGGACAUCGCCCCGCAGAACAGCCCAGCGGAGGCCUCCACCGAGCCGCCCAAAGACGACGGACAGUCGCCAAAUAUCACGGUGCCCAAACUAGAGGAGAACGACGAGCUCGGGCCCCUGCCGGACAACUGGGAGAUGGCGUACACAGAGAAAGGAGAAGUCUACUUCAUAGACCACAACACCAAGACAACAUCGUGGCUGGACCCGAGGCUCGCCAAGAAGGCAAAGCCGCCCGAGGAAUGCAAAGAGGACGAGCUUCCGUACGGCUGGGAGAAAAUCGAUGACCCCAUUUACGGCAGCUACUAUGUCGAUCAUAUAAACAGAAGGACCCAGUUCGAGAACCCAGUCCUGGAGGCCAAGAGGAGACUCCAGCAGCAGCAGCAGAUGCAAAGCCAGGGUCUGUCCUCACUGCCCCUCCCCACCAUCUACAGAGUGGAGGAUGCCAAACCCUGUGCCACCCUCCCCAGAUCCGCCCUCACGCAGGUCGGCCCGGUGCCCGAGCGCUGCCACAGCCUGGGCGACCUCUCGUGCUCGCCAACUCUGUGCCGCAGGGCCGCCGUGUACGCUACCUCCUCCUCCACCGAUGUCUCCCCGCUCCGGCGUGUUCUGACUCGGCGGAUGAAUAUGUGCCCCCACCAACAGCAGCGGCGGCAGCGGCGGCAGCAGCAGCAGCCACUUCACACCUCCGCCUGUGCUGUGGUGCUAGAGCAGCCUGUCUGUAGCCCCUACUCCCUGUGGCACUUCGUCAAGAAGCCGCUGUUCACGCGGGACCCGACUCAGCUGAAAGGCAGCUUCUUGUCCACGCCGCUCCAAAAGAGUAACAUGGGCUUCGGCUUCACGAUCAUCGGAGGCGACGAGCCCGAUGAAUUCCUCCAGGUCAAGAGCGUCAUCCCCGACGGGCCGGCUGCAGCUGACGGGAAAAUGGCCACAGGCGACGUCAUCGUCUACAUCAACGACGUGUGCGUCCUGGGCACCACCCAUGCCGACGUGGUUAAGCUCUUCCAGUCGGUGCCCAUCGGCCAAAGCGUGACGCUGGUGUUGUGUCGUGGUUAUCCUCUGCCCUACGACCCGGAGGAAGCUGCCAACACCAACAACAACACCACCACCACCACCACCAUCAUCUCCCCGCUGGGCAUCAUGGAGCAGCGGCCCAUCAUGGUGAACGGCAGGACGGGCUACGACAACUACCUGGAAUAUCUCUCCCGCACGGCUCGCUUCGUCACGGACCCCAGUCAGGACCAGGUCAACGCCCAGCAGCUCCUCCCGCCUCAUCCAGGCGACACCCACUUGGACGGCUCCCUCCCGCCCACCACUGGCACCACGCCUCCCGACAGCGUCUCCAUGGCGUCGUCGGGGGCGACCCAGGGGGAGCUGCUGACCCUCACCAUGGUGAAGGGAGCGGACGGCUUUGGCUUCACUAUCGCCGACAGCGCCACGGGCCAGCGCGUUAAACAGGUGCUGGAGCCUCAGGGCUGCCCGGGCCUGUGCGAGGCGGAUCUGAUCGUGGAGAUUAACAAGCAGCCGGUUCAGGGAUUCACACACACACAGGUGGUGGAGCUGCUCAAGGAGUGUGCCGUCGGAUCCGAGACCAGCCUGGUGGUGCAGAGAGGGGGAACAGGUCACUAUUCACCCUGGAAGAUCCCUAAGCAGGUGCUGGAGCAGUGGGAGUCCCAGCAGGGCCAGAGCAGCCCCGCUCAGACCAGCCUGUCGGCCCCCGUUAUCCCCCACAGCGCCCCCUUCCCGACCCACCAUCUUCACAGGGCCUCGGUCCCAGACUCAGCCUCCGAGGCCCUGGCUAAACCAGACCCCUAUGACCUUUAUGAGAAGUCCAGGUCUAUCUUUGAGAGUAGGCAACCCGGCCAACCAAGGACUGUGUUUCCUGUAGACUUGACAGGAGCGGAGUACCAGGACAUCGAGGUCCACCUGCGCAGGCAGAAAUCUGGGUUUGGGUUCCGGGUGCUUGGGGGCGAUGAGGCCGGGCAGCCUGUGAGUCCGGAGACGCGUGAGAAGAUCUUGAUCGGGGCGAUCAUCGAGAAGAGUCCGGCAGAUCUAGACGGACGCUUGCGGCCCGGUGAUGAGCUGCUGUUCGUGGACGGGAUCCCGGUGGUGGGGAAACCUCACCGAUACGUGAUUGACCUGAUGCACGGGGCGGCACGAAACGGUCAGGUCAGCCUGGUCAUCAGGAGGAGAGUGCAGGCGCCAGGUGAGCCCUGUCCGGAGAACGGCCGCAGCCCCGGCUCGGUCUCCACGCAGCACAGCUCCCCGCGCAGCGACUUCACGUACGGCAACAGCACCGGCACCAACCCGGCGCCCAACACCUGCGUGGGCAACGCGGCCUCUUCGGACGGGACGUCGACUCCAAGCGCUCAACCCAGUGACGUCAUCAUCAACAGAAAGGAGAGCGAGGGCUUCGGCUUCGUCAUCAUCAGCUCGCUGAACCGUCCCGAGGCGGCCGCCGCUAACACUGUGCCCCACAAAAUUGGCCGCAUCAUCGAGGGAAGCCCGGCCGACCGCUGCGGGAAGCUGAAGGUGGGAGACAGGAUCCUGGCGGUGAACAGCCAGUCCAUCGUCAACAUGCCACACGCCGACAUCGUCAAGCUGAUCAAGGAUGCAGGCCUCAGCGUCACCCUGAGGAUCAUACCGCAGGAAGAGAUCAGCAACCCCCCAUCGGCCCACAGCUCGGAGAAGCAGAGCCCCAUGGCGCAGCAGCACAGCCCUAAGACGCAGCCCAGCAUCGUGGCCUCCGAGCCCAGCCCAGCAGCCACGGAACUCAACCCCUCCGUCAGCCAACCCAACCCGGUGCCCCAUCAGAGCCCUGUGACCCAGCUGCCCGCCCCUCCGCCGCCGACCUACAUCCACGAGAGCAGUUACAGGUCAGAAGUGAAAGCGAGGCAGGACGUCAAACCGGACAUCCGACAGCCGCCGUUCACGGAUUACCGACAGCCGCCGGUGGACUACCGGCACCCGCCUGUGGCCGACUACCGGCAGCCGCCCACGCUGGACUACAGACACCCGCCGCUGCUCGACUACAGACAGCUCGCCGCCGACACCAGGCAGUACAUGCCUGAUUACAGAAUGCCACCAGUUCAGCUCACACAGGACUUCGACUUCUUCACGGUGGAGCUGGACAAAAGUGUGAAGGGCUUCGGUUUCAGCAUCCGUGGGGGGCGGGAGUACAAGAUGGACCUGUUUGUCCUACGACUGGCGGAGGACGGACCGGCCAUCCGCAACGGGAGGAUGAGGGUCGGGGAUCAAAUCAUUGAGAUCAAUGGCGAGAGCACCCGGGACAUGACCCACGCCCGAGCCAUCGAGCUGAUCAAGUCCGGAGGUCGGCGUGUCCGUCUUCUCCUAAAGAGGGGGACAGGGCAGGUCCCAGAGUACGGAAUGGUAUCUUCCAGUCUCUCCAUGUGCAUGAAAAGUGACAAGCAUGGCUCCCCCUAUUUCUUCCUAAUGGGCCACUCUAAAGACACGGUUUGUGACCAUCCCAACGUUUCUCUCUUCCCUUUAACCCGGGCGUUUUGUGCUGUGGUUUGUGUGUUUGUGUGUGUUGCUGUUUUGCUGUGUUGGUGUAAACAACUGUUCAAGAUGCACUUUCAUAUCCAAACAGCUUGUUUUAUGACCUUGGACGCCUCAGACGGUUGAAGACUCUUUUGCCUUUCCGCUCUCAGAUUUCUCUCCAAGCUGCAGGAUGUUGUAAAAAUCUCCCGUCCUGACUGGAAGAUAAAUCAGCAGCUACCUGCAGCCCCACAGAUAGAGCAAAUCGAGCGUUCACCCUGAGUCAGCCGGAGGAGAUGAACGUAAAAUAUCCCGGCCGAUUAUUUACCCUGUGAAAUUUCCCCGUAGCUCGAAUUGAGCCCGGAAGGGGACGUUUAUUUGUGUGACACUGCGGGUAAUAAAACUCUUAAUGCGUCACUCACUCCUGUUGCAACCUCCCACUCGAGGGAAAGCCAUUUUAGGCAGGAACCCGACGCCACUAAAGCCCAAAAUGACACAUGUUCAUGAGCGAUUGCCUUCGGAGUCCUUAAACACAGGAAACGCAGUUUGGUGAGGUCGUCUCCCUGCGUCUGCUCCUUUUUUUGUCAACCUCCUUCCGGCCCGAGAUUAAAUUUGUCUGCGUGAAGUGCUUUUGUACUAUUUGCCUUGAGGAGGCCUUGAAAUGUGCACACGGGGAGUCUUACUGUGGUCAUCCAGGAGACACAGUGCUCCAUCAUCGCAAAUCUUCUGUGGUGUUUCGGCAGCUCUCCAAGUACAGGCAGCGUUUUUUAACCCACACGCUCCGUUCUGCUCCGCUCUGUUCCGCGUGGGCUUGAUUCAGCAUUUCAUCACUCGUAGUUUACAGGCACUUUAUUUGCAUACUUGAAGGUUAAGCAAAUCAUCUAUGGAGAUUAAUUAGGCCAUUUAAAACAUUAGCAUAAUAAUGUUCAAGGGAGCGAGUUAUUUUCGUUUCACGUUCUCGUGCUGCGCUUUUCAGGAAACGGCUAAAAGCGAAAACAAAGAGCAGUGUUUGCAUAAAGGCAUACGGCUGUGUGCACGUGCAUGCCUGUGAUUGCGUUGCCUGUCUCUGUGUUGCAUUGUGUGAGGUUUUGUGUGUCUGUCUCGUGUGAGAUCUGAACCUGAAGGGCACGUAUUUAUCAAAGUCCUUCUACUCUACAUCAAAUUGACACGACAGCAAACUAUAGAGUGACAUGAAAUAAUUAAUCACGGCCGCACACGGUGAUAAAUUCUGUUGGGCUCCGUUGUGUCGCCCCUGCUCACUGAACUGAAACACAACUGAACCGUGGAUAUUACCCAUGAGCCCCGGCUUCCUGAACACAACUGAUCUGCAGUUCAGCUUCACUCAGUCAGUUCCACAUGUCUCACAGGAGAUCAAACCCACUCACUGAAGUUACAUAGAGCAAGGACAGACGUUGAGGGUGAGGACUGGGAGUGAGAGAGGAAACAUUCUCAUUUUCGAACAGAUUUUUCUUUAAUCGUCUGUCUGAUUACUGUGGUCGAUGCAAGAAGAACAGACGGAUUAAAUAAAUCUUUACUUUAGGGGCGAUGUAGCUCAAAACCAGAUCAUAAACUUCCCAUAAUGCAACUUUCAUCUUCCGUUAGAUGAUCCCCGCCGAGUAAACAUCUGUCCAACUCAGGGCCUGAAGUUUGUGAUGCUGUCGAUGUUACUUGAUUAAUUUCCUCAGACUUCAGAGGCUCCUUUAAAGCAACAUAAGAUAUUACAUAUAUAUUUCAGAUAUUACAGUAUCCCUGUGACUAUAGAUUCUCUCCUUUAACAUAUGGAAUUAAAACCAAACAUCUUCUAUAUGGGUGAAAACAUAAGAAACCAUCAAAAUAAAACUCACUGAAGACACAUUCUAAGGUGAGUAUUUAAAAUCUGUUUGCAAGACGCCAUAAUCAAUACAUUUUAACAAAAAGACAAUGGAAAAUAGCAUCUGUAUUUUUCUAACAAACCUUUUACCAGGCUGUGACUUACAGCUGCACACGACCUCCCAGACACACAGUUAGCGUGAAGCUGGGGAACCUAAUGGAGCAUUGAGCAGCUGAAGAGCCAGAUGUUUCCCUCGGGAGUCGCUGAAGUGCAAACUGGGAUUAAAGGAGGAGCGCGUGUUGGGAGUUGUGUUCAUCAGGUGGACACAAACACUCCAGAGGAAUCAAUAACAACAGAUCAACAACUUUUAAUGAGGAUAUGUAGGUGUUAAGGUUAAAGUUAGUGUCCCAAAAAAACAGAAAGCUGUCCAGACGAUUGGGUUCAGACUCUCUCUGGCGUUUUUCUUUUCACAUAUGAAGAACAAAGCAAGAGAUUCACAACAAUGGGAAAAUGUCCAGGGGCUUCUGGGUAUUAUUUCCACUGCUGAAAUCGCGUGUUUUGAUUUACAACACAUCGAUACCAGCAUCUGCUCUUAUCGCCAAAAGCUCUCGUAUCUCUUGGUAAUGUUUUGUGAAGUCCAGCAGGGGACACACACAUGGGACCAAAUGGCUCUAAUGUCCCUCCCCGUGCAGGACAGAAGUUCCUGUGUCCUCAGAAUGACCAGGUUCCCUUGUUUCUCCCUCUCAGUCCUCUAUCUAGUCUGCUCCCUCUUUAUAAUUGGGCCUCGCGGUGCCAGUGUAGUUAGCCCUGGCCUCUGCCCCCUGCCCAGCCCGCUGAAAGUGACCGAUGGCCGGGACUCAUCAGUGCAGAAGCGGAAGCUAACAGUCCGUGAGAGUGGAGGGCCGAGCUGUAGAUUCACUGCAGCUGGAUACACUCCUCUUCAGGCCAGAGAGAGAGAGAGAGAGAGAGAGAGAGGCACUUGGCCCCUGAGGUUUUUCAUUCUCACUAAAGCACCACCCUAUUGGGCACAUCAUCCAUUUCAUUAAACCUGUUUUCGAUUUUCCGCCAAGGUUUUAGAUUGGCCGAGGCUUUAAGGAGAGCAACGGGAGGCAGAUUGAUGUUGUCUAAAAGUAGAGUCGUCCUGUCACACGCUCUGAAGUGGGUUGUCGUGCUGCGCUGAUAUUUACUUUAAUGCUUUUAGCUUGUAGAAUAGGAAUGAUUGCUGUGGUGAUUAUUUUUUGUUUUGAUUUAGUGUUUGGUUUUGGUUUUGCAGUGGCAUGCAUGCAAGCUUUGAACUUUAACUUGUGCAUGCGCGUGUGUGUGUUUGCGUUGCUUUGGUAUUAUUGACUGUGUGUGUGUGUGUUCCAGACAAUGCUGCCCCAUGGGAUGCUCGCCCUUCAGCCUCCCCAAGCCUGUCGGAAGUAGCCCCUCCCAUCGACAGCCUUUCCAUGUCAUCGCCUUCAUCUCAUCUGGCCCCGGCCCCCGACCCAUCUCACCUGCUGCCUCUGGAC
Molecule: messenger RNA, 7877 nt
Organism: Hippoglossus stenolepis (Pacific halibut)
Lineage: Eukaryota; Metazoa; Chordata; Actinopteri; Pleuronectiformes; Pleuronectidae
Gene: magi2a
Product: membrane associated guanylate kinase, WW and PDZ domain containing 2a
Exons: 23
Coding region: 270-4703 (1477 amino acids)
Biological process (GO): receptor clustering; signal transduction
Cellular component (GO): cytoplasm; dendrite
Molecular function (GO): signaling receptor complex adaptor activity; beta-1 adrenergic receptor binding; SMAD binding
Source: RefSeq, a predicted model, not a curated record